Messenger RNA from Ectocarpus sp. CCAP 1310/34, 582 nucleotides. The record is from the annotation of a GenBank genome assembly. NCBI's taxonomy places the organism in Eukaryota, Phaeophyceae, Ectocarpales, Ectocarpaceae.
CAUCCUGUUUCACCCCAAACAUCGCCGACUCAAGCCUCGUUCUCCACGGCAAUCGACUCCGCUUGGUCGAAUUACAUACAGAGGACACCACUUUCGAGGUCAUCAGACCUAAUCUCGUUCUAGGACGGCCGUCCCGACUUGGGCCUGGCCGUGGCUUGUGGCAGCCUCAUGCAGGUAGACCGCACAAUCGAAAUCCGAGGGGAAGAGAGGGUAGUGAGACAGCAGCGGAAGAAGCACAGCCGCGGGAUACUGCUAAUCAGCCAGCUGUUGAGAAAGGGUACCACCGAGGCAGCUGGAAAACCCGUGCAAUCUGUGGUUGCUGAUGAAGUUGAGCUCCUCGAAAAGGGUAGAGAGCAUGUUGAAGGCAUCCGAGAGAGAGCAUCGAAACGCGGGAAACGACAGCCUGCUGCUGCUGCUGCUGCUUCAUCUGCUGCGGCGAAGAAGGCGAAGCGCAAGGGGGCGGACGCAGCUCUCUCCGACCCUCUAGCAUUGGCUCAUGAUGGCGGGACUAGAAGCGGUGCUACCCCAGAGACUUCGCGGGAGGAAGCGGUGAGUUUUGAGUCGCUUCUGAGGUGCUGCUGA